AUGGGGGAAGAGGAAGAUAGAAUGGCACCCAGGCCUUCAACGUCGACUUCACAGCCAUUUUACACGCAACAAAAUGAAUUUGGAAGUCCAAACUUAGACCAUCACACUCACCAUAUGCCCUACCCUUUGGCGAGCAAUCUGGAGGAUUUUAUUAGAGUUGAAGAUUCAUUACCGAUGCCCACUUAUACUCACUACCCGUCCUCGAGUAAUCCGGAUGACUUGAGGCAAGAAACGCCCACCGCGUCAAUUACACCAAAUGGUGAUGAAUUUGAAGAAAAUGUUGGAAGUUGUCAUGAUGCUGAUGAAAUGUUCUUUGACAUAAAUGAAGAUUUGGAGGGUACGACUGUUGUCCCGGAUGAUGAGGUACAAGUUGAACCACCAAGAUCCGGGUUGGAGUUUGACAGUGAGAAAGAGAUUGUGGCGUACUAUAAGCAGUAUGCCAAGCAAGAGGGUUUCGGUGUAAGGACACAGAGGACUAAAAGAGAUGAUGAUGGGAAGCCUGUGUAUCUGACCAUUGGUUGUGCCCGUGGUGGAAAGUACCAUCCAAAGCCAAACAGUAAUAUGUCGAAGCCACGGGCAACCACUAAAACGGGUUGUAAGGCCAAGGUAAAUGCAGCGCUGAACAAAAAUGGGAAAUGGGUAUUCACCACUACUGAGAAUUCUCACAACCAUAUUACCGUGAGCCCCAAGAAAAGUAGACUAUUGCGAUCUCACAAGCACCUAGAUCAGUAUAGUCAAAGGAUCUUGGAGUUGAAUGAUAGAGCCGGUAUAAGAAUGAAUAAGAACUUUUAUUCUCUUGUUGUUGACGCAGGGGGUUAUGAGAAUCUAGCUUUUCAAGAGAAAGAUUGUAGGAAUUACAUUGACAAAGCUAGAUAUCUAAGGUUGGGCAAAGGAGGUAGUGAUGCACUUAAUGAGUAUUUCAAGAGAAUGAGAGAUCAAAAUGAUGGCUUCGUUUCUAAUAUGGACGUGGAUGAUGAGGGAAGGCUACGGAAUGUGUUUUGGGCUGAUGCACGUAGUCGAGCCGCCUAUGAGUAUUUUGGAGACGUUGUAUCAUUCGAUACAACGUACCUAACAAAUAGGUACGGUAUGCCUUUUGCUCCAUUCGUUGGUGUUAACCAUCAUGGGCAGUCCAUACUAUUUGGGGCGGGAUUGCUAUCAAGCGAGGACACACAUAGUUUUGUUUGGUUGUUCCGGAUGUGGUUGGAUUGCAUGAAGGGUAGGGCGCCGAGGUCUAUCAUAACCGACCAAGAUAGAGCAAUGAAGAAUGCGAUUGCUGUUGUAUUCCCUGAAACUCGCCAUAGAUAUUGUUUAUGGCAUAUCAUGCGCAAACUUCCAGAGAAGUUAGGCUCGCAUUCCAAAUUCAACCUUGGGUUGAAGACUGAUAUCCAGUCGGCAUUAUAUGAUUCACAGACCACCACAGAAUUUGAGGAGAGCUGGGGUCAACUACUUGAAAAGUACGAUCUACACGGCAACAAUUGGCUUCAGUCAUUAUAUGAGGAAAGGUCCUUUUGGGUUCCUGUUUUCCUGAAGAGUGUAUUUUGGGCAGGUAUGAGCACAACGCAACGGUCUGAAAGUAUGAAUGCAUUUUUUGAUGGGUAUGUCCAUGCUGGGACGACAUUGAAGGAAUUUGUCGACCAAUUCGAUAAUGCUCUUAGAAAGAAAGUGGAGGUCGAGACAACGGCCGAUUUCAAUUCACUUAACCAAACUAUCCCCUGCGUAUCCCCUUUCAACAUUGAGAAGCAGUUUCAAUCACUCUACACGAAUGCAAAGUUUAAGGAGGUCCAAAAAGAGUUUAUGGGCCUAAUGUGUUGUAAUUGUUGGUUGUUUACUAUAACGAAGAUGAGUGUGAGGUAA
This is a messenger RNA of Carya illinoinensis, 1854 nucleotides long. Its product is annotated as protein FAR1-RELATED SEQUENCE 5-like. Bases 1 to 1854 code for a protein of 617 amino acids. Gene Ontology annotation, biological process: regulation of DNA-templated transcription. Lineage: Eukaryota; Viridiplantae; Streptophyta; Magnoliopsida; Fagales; Juglandaceae. The transcript has 5 exons. The record is from RefSeq and is a predicted model, not a curated record.